AAACCAAAUUCCAUUUCUAAUGAGUUUGAUAUAUCGAAUAGAAGGAAAAUGAAUACAAGAAUUAGUUGUUUAUUCGAAAAAAAUUAUCGUCAGACUUUAACGAGUAGUGGUGUUUUAAUCGAAAAAGAUUGAUCAGUGCGCGUGUUUUGAAAAAAAGUGAAAUAUAUUUAUUAGUGAGUGCGGUGUUGAAUAAUUAUUCUAUCCACAACACAAACCCACAGCGACCCACAGGAAACAAUUAGAGUGACGAAUGGAAAAUAAAAGUAUGGUAAUUUGGAGACAUUAUUAAAGUUCUCGUGCCCCAAUCUGAGUGUAACGUUCACGUUUACGUGUCCGGAACGAAAACUAUGUGGCACGAGGCAUGAUGAAGGGGAGAAGAAUCGGUGAUCCACAAGCAAGAGAGGAAAAUCUGGAGACUUGCCAGAAGAGUCGUCAGAACUGCAGAGUGUCAUUCCUCCUAUUGGCAAUCUGUGCGUUGAUCCCAAAUCCAACUAUUUCCGCGCCUGUUCAGAUUCAUAGCAGCAUCUCCGUGGAAAAAUCCCAGGGUAUAUCCUUAACAGAAGACCCCGAGGGAGAUGUACCUGUUUUCGAGCAGACCGCUGCCAAUGUUUCCGCCUUGGAAGGUCAAACGGCCUAUCUCCCCUGCCGUGUUCGAAAUUUGGGCGAUAAAGUGGUAUCCUGGAUGAGAAGUAGAGAUCUUCACAUCUUGACCACAAGUGAGAUUACCUUCAGUUCAGAUUCGAGAUUUAGCCCGCAGCACUCGCCUGGAAGUGAUGCUUGGACGCUACGACUGGAUCGUGCCAAAAAGACAGAUUCUGGAAAGUACGAAUGUCAGGUCAACACUGAACCAAAAAUCAUGUAUGCAGUUCAGCUUUUUGUACGAGAUCCUGAUAAACCUGAAGGGUUCGAUGAACCUUUUUCUCAACAAACCCGAAUAAGUUUCGAGAGUACAGCGCCAGUCGCGGCUAUAAUGGGACCACGUGAGCAAAGGGUGCCUUCCGGGUCGACAAUCACCCUAAGGUGUGUCAUAACCUCCCCCUAUCAGACGCGUCCCAUCAGGGCUGUACAAUGGCUUCGAGAUAAUAAACUCCUGACAAUCCUGGCAAAACGAGGAGGCAUUAAUGUUGAGACUGAAAAAAGUUCGGCACAAACGAUUUCGUCAGCGACACUCGCAUCCGUUACUCCAGACGACUCUGGAAAAUAUUCGUGUAGACCAACCGAAGGUCUACAAGACACCAUCACCUUAAUCGUUGAUCCAGGAGAGAGAACCGAAGCCAUGCAAAGGGAUGCUGGAUACAUCUCUUCCGGAAGUGACAUUAGGUGUUGGUCUCGACUCCUCCUUCCUUUGGCGUGGCUUCUAACCAUCGCCCGAAACAGACAAACUUUCCUGCAUUAAAGCAAUUACAGUAUUUUAUGUGUACCUCGCUAAAAGAUACAUGCACACCCAGACAAGAUCUGUUGAUAGAAGAGGCCAGCAUUAAUUUAUUAGUUUAAUUUUCAAGUAAUUUACAAACUUUCCAAACAAAGAGAGAGGUGGGACAUUGAAAAAAUUUCUCAUCUUUAAGAAAUAUUUCUCGCUUUUGUACAUAAAUACAUUACAUUUAUAUUAUAGUUUUCUCGCAUUGAAAAUUGAAUCAUAUUUUCCGAAAAGUCAACCAAUGCUUCAUCUUUUUUUUGUUUUUAAGUAUAGCAAAACAGUUGAUAGUGUGUAGGAACUUUUAAUCAUUCCAUAACUGUAUUUAUUAUUUUUUUUUGAAAAAAUAAUUUCUUUUUGAUAAAAAUGUGAAAAUAGUACGAUUUGGGCAUAUUUUUGGGACGAAUAUUGACGAAUAUUUAGAGAUUUAAUAAGGAGAUGCUAUUCUCCACCUGAGAACGCCAAGGUCACCGCUAGAUGUCAGUUCAGUUCUUUCUUGGAUUUUUUACUGACAUCUGGUGGUGAUCUUGGCGUUCUCAAGUGGAGAAAUUCUAUCAAAAAAUUGAUAUUUUUAGCAAGAGCCAGGAAAAAAAUGAAAAAUUAAAUUAAAUACAAACAAAAUAAUUAAAAUUAUCAAAAUAUUUCCGAGGGACACAAAAAUUGAAGACUUUCAUAGAUAUACCCAUAUCUAAUAAAUAAUCUCUAUUUUUAUCUUUUUUAUUAUAAAAAAAAAUACAAUCAAAUGAUAAAAUGAUCAAUCUUCCAUAAUUUAUUUUUGAAAUGUAAUAAUUCAAUUUUAUUCACAAAUUUAUUUCCUUUUAAAUUUUUUCCAU
Leptopilina heterotoma is the source of this 2247-nucleotide messenger RNA. Its product is annotated as basement membrane-specific heparan sulfate proteoglycan core protein-like. Lineage: Eukaryota; Metazoa; Arthropoda; Insecta; Hymenoptera; Figitidae. Gene Ontology annotation, biological process: synapse organization. Gene Ontology annotation, cellular component: neuron projection membrane. The transcript has 7 exons. Bases 362 to 1396 code for a protein of 344 amino acids. The record is from RefSeq and is a predicted model, not a curated record.